Molecule: messenger RNA, 1551 nt
Organism: Cucurbitaria berberidis CBS 394.84
Lineage: Eukaryota; Fungi; Ascomycota; Dothideomycetes; Pleosporales; Cucurbitariaceae
Product: Metallo-dependent phosphatase
Exons: 2
Coding region: 1-1551 (516 amino acids)
Cellular component (GO): cytoplasm
Molecular function (GO): phosphoprotein phosphatase activity
Source: RefSeq, a predicted model, not a curated record
AUGUCGUCCGCCCCGCAUACUACCACUAUCGUUGCUCGACACGUCGUCACAGAUAUAACCGUAUGCAUCAUCCCUCCGAAGACGUCCACCUGCGAACUCGACCCGCGAACAUGGCACUGUAUAGAGAAGGAUCUUUACCAAUAUACCUCUCAGCACAGUGCUUGGCUGUAUGUAGCGCUGGCAAAUGAAGACGAGCUCGCGGCUGAGACCCUGGUGGUUGGAGAUAUCAGAGCCGGUGAGCGGCCCCCCUCCAGCUCAGGCCACUGGAACAGUCGACCUGGCGGAAUUUGGGUGCUGAGAAAGAAGUUCGCUGGCGACAUUGACCAGGCUGUGACAGAGGUGGAGGUUCUAUUUGGUACAGAUGCUGUUGAUCCACGACCACAAUGGACUCUCAUGCAAUCUCCGCUCCAAAUUAAUGCUCAACCAGAGAUUCCGGUUGCGAGGCUAAGCAUACUUCACGGCAGAGCCAAGCCUAGACUGACUGCUGAUGUGCCGUUGAGAGUUAGGGAGGAUAGCAAAUUUAAGAUUGUCCAGAUAUCUGACACGCAUAUGGUUACUGGUGUUGGCGUAUGCAAUGAUGCUAUUGAUGAACAAGGGAACGAUCUACCGGAGAGCGAGGCUGAUCCCCUUACCGUAAGAUUUAUUGGGGAGAUAUUGGACGCAGAGAAGCCAGACCUUGUGAUUCUCACUGGAGAUCAAUUGCAUCACGACAUCACAGACAGCCAAACUGCCCUCUUCAAGGUGGUCGCUCCUAUCAUCGAGCGUUCCAUUCCAUUCGCUGCCGUAUUUGGCAAUCAUGAUAGUGAGGGAAGCCACGCAUUAUCACGCACAGCACAGAUGUCAAUACUUCAGAAUCUACCCUUUAGCCUCUCCGAGCCAGGCCCAGAGCAGGUUGAUGGUGUAGGCAACUUCUACGUUCAGAUCCUGGCCCCCGCCCCAUCAGAGCUCCCCGUAUCUACUCUGUAUUUCCUGGAUUCGCACAGCAAACUGCCGAGCACGACAUUGAACAACCGCUAUGAUCAUAUCAAGCCAAGCCAAAUUGAUUGGUUCAAGACCACUUUCCAAUCGCUACGAAACGCGGGUAAUCUCUCUUUCGUUAUCAUACACAUUCCUCUACCUGAGUUCAAAGACCGCCAUCUCUGUAUACGGAGCGGCCAACGAAGGGAACCGACCGAGGGCCCUAGCUUCAAUUCUCAUUUCUACGACGCUUUGGUUGACUAUGGCAUAUCAGCAGUAGGCUGCGGGCACGAUCACGUGAACGAUUUUGCCGCUUUAUUGCCACAACAAACGCAGCAUGACGGUAAAACCCCGCAAAGUCCUUGGCUAUGCUAUGGAGGUGCCAGUGGUUUUGGGGGUUAUGGCUCGUACGCCGGAAAGCGAUUUUAUCGACGAAUGCGGGUAUGGGAACUUAACGCAAGCGCUGGAAGCCUGAAGACUUGGAUGCGGUUGGAAUAUGCCAUUGGCAGAACUGAUGAACUGAUGCUUAUGGAGAAUGGAGUGGUGGCGGAUCCGCCCGUGCGAAAAAAUGAUAGAAGCUGCAUAGUGACUUGA